Molecule: messenger RNA, 3051 nt
Organism: Antrostomus carolinensis (chuck-will's-widow)
Lineage: Eukaryota; Metazoa; Chordata; Aves; Caprimulgiformes; Caprimulgidae
Gene: SEC16B
Product: SEC16 homolog B, endoplasmic reticulum export factor
Exons: 25
Coding region: 1-3051 (1016 amino acids)
Biological process (GO): Golgi organization
Cellular component (GO): endoplasmic reticulum exit site; ER to Golgi transport vesicle membrane
Source: RefSeq, a predicted model, not a curated record
AUGGACCCCUGGGCCCCUGCCUGGCUGCCCCAGCCAUGGGAGAGGCCAGCAGCCCGGGGGCUGUGGGGUGAAGCACACCAUGGUCCCCCACCACCACCCAGGCGGCAGCUCCUCCGUGCAGGACACCCACCUCGACCUGGAUCCUGGGAUGGAAGCCACCUCCCAGGCCACCACCCCUGGUGGGACACACGCAGACCCCCUUCCUGGGCUGAGCACUACGACAGCAGCCACCCCAAUGGGCUGUACCCCAGGCAAGGAUAUGAAGACCCCCACUGGCAGUACCCAACAGCCAGCUAUGGGGAUGACUACACCUACCAAAGCCACCAGUGGCAGCCGGUGGCCUGGCAGGAUUGCAGAGACCUGAGACAGGGAGAGCCUUACAGCAAGAGUACCAGUUACCAAGACCAGCACUACUACAGAGGUUACCACCCAAACCUGGCCACAACCCCCUCAGGGCAGGACAGGACAAAGACCUAUGACUCCUAUGAGGAGAGCUACAUCUCGGCUGCCAGGAGAGAGUGGGCAGGGGGAGAAACCCUCAGCAGCGAUUUGGGGGAGGCUGGUGGCCAGCCCCAAGAGCCCAGCCUGCUCCUGCAGUACCGUGAGUCGGGGCUCAGCUCCAGUGGCUACGAGCUCAGCCAAUACAUCCGUGAUGGUGCUGACCACUAUGACCCUGCGCUCGCAGGGACCUGGAGCCCAGCACAAGCAGGAGGACCCUUGGUGUCCACCCCAGCCCCGGUGGUACCCCUCAAGUUCCCGCUGCCACACACAGCAGUGUGCUUUGGAGCUGGAGGCCAGCUGGUGCUGGUGUGUCCCCAGUGCCCUGCCGAUGGGUGGCUGGCUCAUGUGGAGCUGCACAGCCUGGAGGUAAUCCUUCAUGAUACAAAAGAACUGGAGGAGCUACAGGCCUUCCCGGGGCCCUUGGCCAGGGAAGAUCUGCACAAGGUGGAUGUGAUGACAUUUUGCCAGCAGAAAAUAGCCACAAGCUGUGAUCUCUCAACACAGAGAGGCAGAGAUUCAUCUCUUCUCUGGAAACUCCUGGUCCUCCUCUGCCGGCAGAAUGGGUCCAUGGUGGGCUCGGAUGUGGCUGAGCUGCUGAUGCAAGACUGCAGGUGCCGGGAGAAGUACAAGAGGCAAAACCCUGCGGCAAACCUGAUCGGCCUGACGGAUGAUGAGUGGGUGUCACGUCAGCCAGGGACGCUGGACCUCAUCACGGGGGAGGUUCCUCCUGUUGUGGAGACUCAGGCACAGAUAGUGGAGAAGUUCACCAAGCUCCUCUACUAUGGCAGGAAGAAAGAUGCUCUGGUCUGGGCCAUGAGAAACCAGCUGUGGGGCCAUGCCCUCUUCCUCUCCAGCAAGAUGGACCCUCGGACCUACAGUUGGGUGCUCACUGGGUUCACCAGCACUCUGGCCACCAAUGACCCCCUGCAAACCCUCUUCCAGCUCAUGUCGGGAAGGAUCCCUCAGGCAGCACUGUGCUGUGGGGAUCCCACAUGGGGAGACUGGAGGCCCCAUCUGGCUGUGAUGUUAUCCAACAAGGUUGGAGACAUGGAGCUCAACCACCGGGCCAUCGUCAGCAUGGGAGACACUUUGGCUGGCAGGGGAGCCGUUGAAGCAGCUCAUUUCUGCUACCUGAUGGCAGAUAUUCCUUUUGGCUACUUCGGGGUGAAGGCAGAUCGCAUGGCUCUGCUGGGCAGCAGCCACCGUCAGGCAUUCGCCCAGUUUGCCAGGACAGAGGUCAUCCAGCGGAUGGAAAUCUUUGAGUACUGCCAGCAUCUACAACAGCCCAAAUCCUUCCUGCUCCCCUUCCAGGUGUACAAGCUCCUCUACGCCUCUCGCCUGGCUGACCACGGGCUCCCAGCCCAGGCCCUGCAGUACUGCGAGCAAAUUGCCACUGUGCUCCUGGGCCAGGAUCCAGCCAGCCACCCUGUCCUGGCCCAGCAAGUGAUGCAGCUAGCCGAGCGGCUGAAGCUCUCCGACCCGCUGCUCCUGGAGAUGCCAGAGCAGGACCAGACACUAGAGCCCGACUGGCUGGUAGAGCUCCGAGCCCGCUGCCGGGAGUGGGAGGUGGAAGAUAACCUACCUCUGGAGGUCGCACCCACUCAGCCAGGGCUCUCAUCGACAGCAGAUGGAGAGCCUGGCCAUGAGCUUUCACAGAGUGAAGGCUCCCAGUAUAACCAGUGGUACCAGCCCACACCACCCAAGGGACCCAGCUCCCAUGAGGACGUGUCUCUCCAGUCCCUGGCACCUGCUCAGGUGGCAGCAUCACCGAUGCUCGGCGUUCGGCAAGAGCUGCAGCCCCCUGUGCUCAGCCCAGGGAUGGCCACCCCUCCAGGAGGGGUUUCUGCUGAGUCCCCUCCACAGGUGGUGCCACCAGCAGGAGAAACUGGAGAGCCCUGGGACACCCCACUGUCCCCUGGGGGGGUGCAGGCAUCCCUCGCAGCAGAGCAGGAGGAGUUAAAGGCAAGGGCUCGGACCAUCUCAGAGAGCUCCACUGUCUCCUUGGAAGGUCGGCUGUCAUCUUCCUCAGAGAGUACAGCUGAAGACACGGCCGAUGAGCCGGCAUCAGAAGAGGUGGUGAAGCCAGGUGAAGAUAAGAGCUCUGGAUUCAGGUGGUUUGGCUGGUUUCGGUCAAAGCCCACCAAGGAAACAGCUUCUAAAGCUGCGUCUGAGAUGGACCCAGACUCCCCCACACCAGGACCACAGGAACAGAUGUCACCAUCCACACCUGCCACUCCUCUCAUAGCUGGGACAAGCCCUUUGGCUCAACCUCCAUCCAGAAACCCUGGAGGAAUGCAAAGUGAAAAUACCUUUCCUGUUACUCCAGUGUCCAUUGAGAUGAAAGGCUCAUGGGAUGCAGAUGGUGGGGAGUCAGGAGGAGAGAAGGUGAGGAGAGGAGGGAGGUGUAUUUAUACCGGCUCCCAUGAAUCUCCCCCACCGGUGGGGACAGUCCCACUCUUCAACCCUGUCCAGGUCUCUCAGUUGGCUGCUGCCUCUCGAACCAACCAACCCAAGUUGCUUUCCCAGCGUCGUUAUCCCAACCUGCUGUGA